CCCAGCAUCCCCCGCUACCCGACUGCACCCGGCGGAGCCGCCGGGAGAGCGUCAUGGCCGCUUCAGAGCAGCCCCAAGCCGGGGAGCUGCUGGUCAAGGCCCGGAGAGCCUUCCUGGAGGAGUUCGGAGCUGAGCCCGAGCUAGCCGUGUCGGCCCCGGGCCGCGUCAACCUCAUCGGGGAACACACGGACUACAACCGGGGCCUGGUGCUGCCCAUGGCUCUGGAGCUCCUGACGGUGCUGGUGGGCAGCCCCCGCUCGGAUGGGCUUGUCUCCCUCCUCACUACCUCUGAGGAUGCUGACGAGCCCCGGCGGCUGCAGUUUCCCCUGCCCACAAGCCAGCGGCCACUGGAGCCUGGGACCCCUCACUGGGCCAAUUAUGUCAAGGGAGUGAUUCAGCACUACCCAGCUGCCCCCCUCCCUGGCUUCAGCGCAGUGGUGGUCAGCUCUGUGCCCCUGGGGGGUGGGCUGUCCAGCUCGGCGUCCCUGGAAGUGGCCACGUAUACCUUCCUACAGCAGCUCUGCCCAGACUCGGGGACAAUAGCUGCCCGGGCCCAGGUGUGUCAGCGGGCUGAGCACAGCUUCGCAGGGGUGCCCUGUGGCAUCAUGGACCAGCUCAUCGCACUGCUGGGGCAGAGAGGCCAUGCGCUGCUCAUUGACUGCAGGUCCCUGGAGACAAGCCUGGUGCCACUGUCGGACCCCAAGCUGGCCGUGCUCAUCACCAACUCCAAUGUUCGCCACUCACUGGGCUCCAGUGAGUAUCCCCUGCGGCGGCACCAGUGUGAAGAGGUGGCCCGGGCGCUGGGCAAGGAGAGCCUUCGGGAGGUACAGCUGGAGGAGCUGGAGGCUGGCCGGGACCUGAUGAGCACGGAGGCCUUCCGGCGGGCAAGGCACGUGGUGGGUGAGAUCCAGCGCACGGCCCAGGCGGCGGCCGCCCUGCGCCGCGGUGACUACAGAGCCUUCGGCCGCCUCAUGGUGGAGAGUCACCACUCGCUCAGAGAUGACUACGAGGUGAGCUGCCCGGAGCUGGAUCAGCUGGUGGAGGCCGCGCUCUCCGCGCCGGGGGUUUACGGCAGCCGCAUGACGGGCGGUGGCUUCGGGGGCUGCACGGUGACCCUGCUGGAGGCCUCCGCUGCUCCUCGGGUGAUGCAGCACAUCCAGGAGCAGUACCGCGGGACCGCCACCUUCUACCUCUCCCAGGCGGCUGACGGCGCCAAGGUGCUGCGCUUAUGAGGCCCUCACCGGGACAGCACACGGCGGGCCUCCCCUCCUGUCUGGGUGCUCAAUAAACUUGUAU
Messenger RNA from Budorcas taxicolor (takin), 1296 nucleotides. RefSeq names its product galactokinase 1 (gene GALK1). NCBI's taxonomy places the organism in Eukaryota, Metazoa, Chordata, Mammalia, Artiodactyla, Bovidae. The record is from RefSeq and is a predicted model, not a curated record. Gene Ontology annotation, biological process: carbohydrate phosphorylation; galactose metabolic process. Gene Ontology annotation, molecular function: ATP binding; galactokinase activity. Bases 54 to 1232 code for a protein of 392 amino acids. The transcript is spliced from 8 exons. Gene Ontology annotation, cellular component: cytosol; cytoplasm.